Molecule: messenger RNA, 3678 nt
Organism: Manis pentadactyla (Chinese pangolin)
Lineage: Eukaryota; Metazoa; Chordata; Mammalia; Pholidota; Manidae
Gene: PRODH
Product: proline dehydrogenase 1
Exons: 14
Coding region: 175-2001 (608 amino acids)
Cellular component (GO): mitochondrion
Molecular function (GO): FAD binding; proline dehydrogenase activity
Source: RefSeq, a predicted model, not a curated record
CGCGGGCCCUGGGGUGGAGCGCGGGCCUUGCGGCGGGGCCACGCCUCCCUAAGAGCGGGCGCGGAGGCUCGGGAGGGGCGGAGCGUUGCUCCCUGAGAAGGCGCGCCGAGCGCGGGGCGGGGCGGGGCCGGCGGCGCGUACUUAGGGAGCUCCAUCAGGCGCGGACGUAGCGCCAUGGCUCUGAGGCGCGUCGUUUCCGCGCUGCGCUGCGGCAGCCCCCGCCUAGCCCCACUGUCUACGGCGCCGGCGACCCGCGAGCAGCCUGCGGAGGACACGGGGGCCGCUCCGGGGUGCGGGGCGGCAGAGGCCAUGCGACCGCCGGUGCCCGCCGUGGACUUCGGCAACACGCGGGAGGCGUACCGCAGCCGGCGCAGCUGGGAGCUGGCGCGCAGCCUGCUGGUGUUGCGCCUGUGCGCCUCGCCCGCGCUGCUGGCGCGCCACGAGCAGCUGCUCCAUCAUGCCAGGAGACUUCUGGGGCAAAGGCUAUUUGACAAGUUGAUGAAGAUGACCUUCUACGGGCAGUUUGUGGCCGGUGAGGACCAGGAGUCCAUCUGGCCCCUGAUCCAGCACAACAGGGCCUUCGGUGUGGGUUCCAUCCUGGACUAUGGAGUGGAGGAGGACCUCAGCCUGGGGGAGGCUGAACGCAAAGAGAUGGAGUCCUGUACCUCAGCAGGGGAGCGAGAGGGCAGCGGUACAAGUAAGAGGGAGAAGCAGUACCAGGCCCACCAGGCCUUUGGAGACCGCCGGGACGGUGUCAUCAGUGCCCGCACCUUCUUCUACACCAGUGAAGCCAAGUGUGACAGCCACAUGGAGACGUUCCUGCGCUGCAUUGAGGCUUCAGGUGGAGCCAGCGACGAUGGCUUCUCAGCCAUUAAGCUAACUUCACUAGGGAGACCCCAGUUUCUGCUGCAGUUCUCAGAUGUGCUGACCAGGUGGAGGCGGUUCUUCCACCAAAUGGCUGCAGAGCAAGGGAAGGCUGGGCUGGCUGCCAUGGACACAAAGCUGGAGGUGGCGGUGCUGCAGGAAAGCGUGGCGAAGAUGGGCAUUGCUUCCAGGACAGAGAUUGAGAACUGGUUCACCACAGAGACCCUGGGCGUGUCUGGCACUCUGGACCUGCUACACUGGGGCAGCCUUGUUGACAGUAGGACCAAACUCUCCAAGCACCUGGUGGUCCCUAACGCACAGACAGGACAGCUGGAGCCUCUGCUGUCACGGUUCACAGAAGAGGAGGAGCUGCAGAUGACCAGGAUGCUGCAGAGGAUGGACGUCCUAGCCAAGAAAGCCAGCGAGGUGGGCGUGCGGCUGAUGGUGGAUGCUGAGCAGACCUACUUCCAGCCGGCCAUUAGCCGCCUGACGCUGGAAAUGCAGCGCAAGUUCAACGUGGAGAAGCCACUCAUCUUCAACACCUACCAGUGCUACCUCAAGGAUGCCUACGACAACGUCACCUUGGAUGCGGAGCUGGCUCGCCGUGAGGGCUGGUGUUUUGGGGCCAAGCUGGUACGGGGCGCGUACAUGGCCCAGGAACGUGCCCGUGCUGCAGAAAUUGGCUAUGAGGACCCCAUCAACCCCACAUACGAGGCCACCAAUGCCAUGUACCACAGGUGCCUCAGCCACAUCCUGGAGGAGCUGAAGCGCGACACCAAGGCUGAGGUGAUGGUGGCCUCCCACAACGAGGACACGGUGCGCUUCACACUCCGCAGGAUGGAGGAGCUGGGCCUGCACCCCGCCGGCCGCCAGGUGUACUUUGGACAGCUGCUGGGCAUGUGCGACCAUAUCAGCUUCCCACUGGAUUCCCGGCCAGCGCCCAGAGGCCACUGGGUGAGCAAGCAGACAGGAGGAGAGAGCUGUGCCCACUGCUGCUGCGGGGCGGAGGGGCCUGGCCUUGGUAACGACAAGGAAAGCAACUGCAGCCAGUCACCGUCCUGCUGGGUCCCAGAGAGGAAAGGCCCAAAGUCACAGGGCGCUAGCCCACCGCUGGCACCGCCUGCCCGAACCUUCUGAAGGAGAAGUAGCAAAACGUUUAAGGGGUCAUGGAAACCUCCCCACUAAAAGGAACCAGGGCUCUGUGGAGAAACAGGUGGUUCCCUCCUUAAAAAGGUACCCUGAGUGCUAUACCCCACAAAGUGCUAACUUGUGUGGAGACAGAGAUCCCCAAAACAAAAGCACAUGCUCCUCCCUGACCGUGGGAGCACAGCUGCCUGGUCACCUGAAUUUGGCAGAGACUCAAAUCAAAGGUAGGAGGAGCAGGAGAGCUUCCCGGUGGCCAGAGAGUAAGGGCUGUCCUGAUGAGAGGCUGCUGGCCUCGGGAUGCUGGGGGUGGGCUGAGUGAGGGUGCUGAGGCAGGCAGAGAACAUGGAAGUCUGCACAUGGCACAUGGAAGUGCUCAAAGAACGAUGGGGACACAUCAAAAUGACCCAAGUUCUCCCAAUGGCCAAGUGUGACACAAUUUGAACACUAACAAUCAUGAGCUAUGUACUUUGGAUCUGUGACUAUGCAUUUUAUACCUCAAAAAAAAAAAGUUUACAAAGACAACCAUCCAGAUAUUUAGGGAAUAAGUAAGAUCAAUUCUACACAAACUCUUCUGGAAAACUGAAGAGAAGAACACUUCCCAACUCAUCCUACAAGGACAGCAUUGCCCCGACACCCAAACCAGAUGAAGAAAACUACAGACCAAUGUCUGUCAUGAACACAGAGGCAAAAAUUCUUACCAAGAUUUUAGCAAAUCAAAUCUGACAUACACAAGGAUGAUCUAUCUUGGCCAAGUAGGAUUUAUAUCAGGAAUUAAAAAAUCUAUAUAACUCACCACAGUAACAGAAUUCUAAGCCACAUGAUCACCUCAAUAGAUGGAGAAAAAGGAUUUGACAAAACCCAACAUCCAUUCCUUAGAGAAACACACUAAUCCUGCAGCACAUGUACACUGCCUGCCCCCACAGGGAAGGGGCUUUGCAUCACUAGUAGGAAUUUCUGCCACAAAUGUUUAACCUGCAUAUCAUCAGGCCCCUCCUUGCUGUUUGCAGGGAACAGAGGGUGGAGAAACAGGUUAAAUGACAUGACGAGGAAGCGAUCUGACAGGUCCAGAGUGAGAACAUUCUACAGCUUGAAGAACGCCCUUGGACUCUUCAAAAAGCCAAUGUUGCAAUAAAUGCUGGGGGCUCUUCAGAAGCAGAGAGACCAAAGUAACCAAUUGCAAUGCAGGAACCUACGCCAGGUUUUCAUAAAGUGACAAUUUGCAACAAGUUGUGAUGUGAUUUGUGGUCUGAAGGUCAGAAGACACUCUGGAAUGAGUAAUUUCUCAGGAGGCUGUCCAGUGUGGUUAGUAGGAGUGUGUUCUUGUUUCUGGAACACUGGUUCUUAACCCUGGGCCAAGGCUGACCCCUAAGAUGUCUGGAGACAUUUUGGUUUCAUGACCGGGAAAGGGAGCCACUGUCAUCUAACAGGGAGAAGUCAGGGAAGGUGCUGAACACCCUGCAAGGCACAGGACACUGCCUCACCGUUAAGAUGUGUCCUGCCACAAAUGUCAACAGUGCUGCAGUUGAAAACUCUCGUCUAGAAGAAUGCUGAAGACUAAGGGCGAAACCCUAUGAUGCUGCGUGUACUAUAGAGAACUUUGGCAAAAUGUUAAUCAUUGAAUCUAUCUGGACGGCAUAUGGGUAUUCAUUAUACUCCUCUUUCAACUUA